AUCGCGGGACAUGGCACGUUAUCUGUUUACCCUGAUCGAUCGGUGCGCAGCUGCGCUCGUCGCUCGUCCCGCGGCCUCCUCGAAUCGAAGCCCUAACAUAUUCGAGCUAUCUCUUUGACAAAUCUAGGAUUUCCUACUGUGGAUCUCUCUCCUGACCAUUAUCUUGUGAAAUUUGUCGGAUGAUUUCUGUCGUCGGCAGCUUGCCCAAGUUACAAUCUACCGAUUUUUCUCCGAUCGAUUCCUCUUUUUGAUCUUCCUGUAUCAGCUUUUUCGUUUUUUCUUCAGAUCGACAAAUUUGUUUUAUGCAAAUUGAUUCAUUUAUCUGUUUUGCGCGGAAAUCGGAUCACUCUCGAUUCGCUGUUGAAUCUGGAGCAAUUUUUUAGAUUUCGUCCUUUUCUAAAACCCUCGGCAUUACUUAGGGAGAUAUGGUUGGAGGUGGAAGCAGGAAGGACGAUGGAUCCUUGAAGAUUAGCAACACUAACGUUUUCGCCGCGCUCGAGACCCUCAAGAAGAAGAAGAAGUCGGACAAGAACUCGAAGAGCAAGGGGUCAUCAAAGAGCCAGGCGAAGAAGCCGGAGCCGCAGGUGUUCUGGUCGCCUACACCGCUGACGUCGAAAUCCUGGGCGGAUGUUGAUGACGACGAUGAUUACUUCGCCACCACAGCUCCGCCACUGCCUGUUUGGGGUUCGUCGCAGCAGCACCACAAGGAAGCUGAGCCUGCCUUCGAGGAAGAAAGUGAAAGUGAAGAUGAUGAUGUCGAUCACGGUGAUGAGGAUGACGACGAGGAACAUGAACAUGAACCUGAGGUUACCGUUGAACAUGCACCUAUAAUAGAGAAACCUACUGUUCCUGUUCCAGCACCUGGGCAACUCUCUAAGAGGGAACUUAAGAAAAAAGAAAUGGCAGAACUUGAUGCGCUUCUACACGAGCUAGGCAUUUCAGGCAAAGAAACUAAUGGCGCUCAAGACGAAACCGAAGGCAGCAAACAACUGCAGCAAAAUGACGACGAUGGAGAGAAAAAGGAACACACUGUUGCUUCUUCAGAAAGCAAAAACCCAAAGAAGAAGAAGCAUAAAAAAGAAAAAUCAUCAAAAGAAGCCAAAGAGCAAGAGGAACAACAGCUUCCAGGUCUCGAUACCAGUAAUAAAGGCCCAGAAGAGGUGGUUGCUGCUGACCCUGGUGGUGAUACAUCUGGAGUUGAUGUAGAGAGAAUAAAGAAAAUGGCAUCAGUUAGGAAGAAAAAAACUGGUAAAGAGAUGGAUACGUCCGCAAAAGUUGCUGCUGUUGAGGCGGCUGCUCGAAGUGCAAGGCUUGCUGCUGUGAAAAAGAAAGAGAAGAGCCACUACAAUCAACAGCCCGCACGCUGAGUUAUGUCUCUUUCUUCUCCAUGUCUUGUGCAUUUGAUGAACUCCACAUGAACAAUGGGGUAGCUGUAGAUGAUCCUAUGAAGUUGCUGUUUAUCUUCUUCCAUGAACUUCAGAACAUUCUGAUUGUUUCCAUGUGUUAUACUUGUAUUUCUGCUAAGGGAGCUUUGCGUACAAAUAAUGUUUUCAUAGUUCAA
Zingiber officinale is the source of this 1561-nucleotide messenger RNA. Its product is annotated as nucleolin-like. The record is from RefSeq and is a predicted model, not a curated record. NCBI's taxonomy places the organism in Eukaryota, Viridiplantae, Streptophyta, Magnoliopsida, Zingiberales, Zingiberaceae. The transcript is spliced from 3 exons. Bases 426 to 1367 code for a protein of 313 amino acids.